Trichoplusia ni (cabbage looper) is the source of this 1531-nucleotide messenger RNA. Its product is annotated as lachesin-like. NCBI's taxonomy places the organism in Eukaryota, Metazoa, Arthropoda, Insecta, Lepidoptera, Noctuidae. The record is from RefSeq and is a predicted model, not a curated record. Gene Ontology annotation, cellular component: neuron projection membrane. Gene Ontology annotation, biological process: synapse organization. Bases 125 to 1027 code for a protein of 300 amino acids. The transcript has 6 exons.
CAUAACCUGUAUACAUCAUGGUACGCAAAAAAGAAUUGAGAAUAAAUAUGUUUGUGUUUUGUUUCAGAUGAAGUGACAGUAGGACAGAUGAACUCUAUGGCUCCAAACUCUUGGGGCUGACAAGAUGACGUCAGCUAGUCUUUUGGUCUUCUGCUCCGUGUUAACUAGGACGCUAUGCGUUAUUGCUCCUCAGAUUCCAGACUUCAAAACCGGUGACAAGAAGGUCAUCACCGGUCCUUUCUGGCGGGAGGUCUUCACGGAGACGUAUGAGGACCACGAGGAGGACCUGUCUACAACCACUUCCGAACCCUUACCUUUCUUCGAGGACGAUGCUUCCACAAAUAACGUGACGGCCCAGUUGGGGAGCCGCGUGCAUCUGCAUUGCAGGGUCCAUGAUUUGGGGGAGAAGACGAUAUCCUGGGUCCGUCGCCGGGGUGACGAGCUCCAUCUUCUCUCCUUCGGCCGUCACACUUACUCUGCAGACUCCCGCUACUCUCUAGCCUUCGAACAUCCCAACGAUUGGCGACUCCUGAUACAGUACGUGAGUGAAAGAGACGAAGGAUUCUACGAGUGCCAGAUAUCUACGCACCCGCCGCUUGUUAGAAGAGUACAUCUUACUGUAGUUGUUCCAAAAGUCGAGAUAGUCGACGAAAGAGGUCGGCCUCUCCAGGACAAGUUCUACAAAGAAGGCUCUAUCAUAGAGCUGAGGUGUGUGGUGAGUGAGGUGCCGCAGCCAACGAGACAAGUCAACUGGAAACACGGAUCCAGACUGCUGAACUAUGAUACGAAGAGAGGUGGAGUCAGUGUAAAAACAGAAGCGACAUCCAACGGCGCUCUGUCGCGACUCUACAUAGCGAACGCCAAUAGAAACGACUCUGGAAACUACACGUGCUCACUGGCCGACGUCGCGGCGUCCGCCGUGUCUGUGCACGUGCUGAGAGGCGAAAACCCGCUCGCGAUGCAACGCGGCGGCGCUGCGGCCUGCUCCGAUUCAUUGCUGGCGAUACUCGCCGCGUUCGUCAGCUGACACAUAGCCAGCGCGCAUUGGACGCGCUAUACCGUGUAAUCUAUCGUCUAGUCACAAUUACUACAUUUGUAAACGCUAGAGUAAUCUUUCUGUCGGUACCCGCGGUUGUACUUUUAAUCUUCGUGUAUUUGAAUACCUGUGUACAUAUUUUACUGAUAUUUCGUAUAUUGAGGACUGGUUAUACCAAAGAGUUUGCACAAGUUCGAAAAAUUGAUAGCUUAUCAAAAUGAGCCAACCGUUUCAUAGACAUGUAGGUCUUGUUGUCACUGGAAAAAAUCUUAUUCACAAUUGGAUAUAAUUUAAGUAAAUACUGUUAAGAACAUUUAUUCACUAAAAUACUUUUAAACUUAAAAAAGUCAUUUAAAAAAUGUUUAAAUUUAAACUUUCAUUUCAAGUUUAUCUCCACCAUCCCUCCCCUAUUGAGAACUUCAACCCACAACUUGAUCGAAUCCAAUAAACGCUAUUUUUAAAAAGUAUAAAAAAAUCAGCCCUCAAUUUGUCCUU